AUGGAGAAUCUAUGGCGAAUCGCGACGGGUGAGGAUCCGAACCGGGAAGAUUACGACGGGAUCGAGUUCUGGUCAAACCCAGAGCGAUCUGGUUGGCUCACCAAGCAAGGCGAUUACAUAAAGAGUUGGCGCCGACGCUGGUUCGUGCUCAAGCGAGGGAAGCUUCUCUGGUUCAAGGAUCAAGCCGCCGCCGGAACGCGUGUGUCUAUUCCGCGCGGUGUGAUCUCAAACAUUGGGGAGUUGUGGUGCAGAGAAUAG
This is a messenger RNA of Microthlaspi erraticum, 258 nucleotides long. The record is from the annotation of a GenBank genome assembly. NCBI's taxonomy places the organism in Eukaryota, Viridiplantae, Streptophyta, Magnoliopsida, Brassicales, Brassicaceae.